ACAAGCCCGGCUCUCCCACAAGAGAGCAGAACAGAGGCGCUUCCUCUCGCUCGCUUGCUCCGAGCCCUCUGCUCCUGCCCGGCCCGCGCCCCUGGCUCUCUGCCCGCCCCGAGGGGCGCACGCCCGGCCUCUCCCUGCCGCUGGGAAGCCCCCUCCUGCUGCAAGGCGGCUCGCCCCGUGCGGCGGCGGCUGCUCCGCCGGGCUGACAAUGACUCCUCCGCAGAAAGUUGCCGCCGCCGCGCAGUAGCGAGCGCGCCGCGCUCCCCACCCUGGUGCCGGUGCAGCGAGCGCAGGAGCCGCGCCGCGUCGGGAGGGCGAUGGCAGGACGCGCGGGCAGCAAGGAGCCGCCGCCGGCGGGGCGCGCCCUUCCCGAGGCUCCUCGCAAGGGCGAGGAGGAAGCGGAGAUGGGGCCAGAGCCCGUCACCUUGGAAAUCCCUGCGGUGGCUCCGGGCAGGAGGCUGGAGCGCAGGAGCGGACUGGCUAUGGCAGGAGCCGCCGAGCGCUUUCCCGGCAGCCUGGGGACCGCGGCCGGGGCAGCAGCGGACCCCGAAGCCAGUCUCUUGGAAGCUGCCAAGGCGACCCCCCGCAGGAGCAGCAUUAUCAAGGAUCCUUCCAACCAAAAAUGUGGAAGGAAGAAAACUGUGUCCUUCAGCAGCAUGCCAUCAGAGAAAAAAAUAAGCAGUGCUAGUGACUGUAUCAGCUUUAUGCAGGCUGGAUGUGAACUGAAGAAAGUUCGUCCAAAUUCCCGCAUUUAUAAUCGUUUUUUUACUCUAGACCCUGACUUGCAAGCACUUCGCUGGGAACCUUCCAAGAAAGACCUGGACAAGGCUAAGCUUGAUGUUUCUGCUGUAAAAGAGAUAAGACUAGGGAAGAACACUGAAACAUUUAGGAACAAUGGACUUGCAGACCAGAUUAGUGAAGACUGUGCAUUCUCUGUAAUUCAUGGGGAGAAUUAUGAGUCUCUUGACCUGGUUGCCAAUUCAGCUGAUGUGGCCAACAUUUGGGUGUCCGGUUUACGAUACCUGGUUUCUCGAGGCAAACAACCUCUGGAUUUGAUGGAAAACAGCCAAAAUACUCCACGGUUUGUAUGGCUAAAAACUGUAUUUGAAGCUGCAGAUGUUGAUGGUAAUGGCAUAAUGCUAGAAGAUACAUCUGUAGAAUUAAUCAAACAGCUUAAUCCUACCUUAAAGGAAUCAAAGAUUAGGUUAAAAUUUAAGGAAAUCCAGAAAAGCAAAGAAAAACUAACAACUCGAGUAACUAAGGAGGAAUUUUGCGAAGCAUUCAGCGAACUUUGCACAAGACCAGAAGUUUAUUUCUUACUAGUGCAGAUAUCUAAAAACAAGGAAUAUUUAGAUGCAAAUGAUCUUAUGCUUUUUUUAGAAGCUGAGCAAGGAGUUGCUCAUAUAACAGAAGAAAUGUGUCUAGACAUUAUCCGCAGGUAUGAACUUUCUCAAGAAGGACGAUUGAAGGGAUUUCUUACAAUUGAUGGAUUUACUCAGUAUUUGAUGUCCCCAGAAUGUGAUAUUUUUGACCCUGAACACCGAAAAGUUGUCCAGGAUAUGACACAACCUUUAUCACAUUACUAUAUCAAUGCAUCUCACAAUACCUAUCUAAUAGAAGACCAGUUUAGAGGACCAGCUGAUAUCAAUGGCUAUGUCAGGGCUUUAAAAAUGAACUGUAGGAGUAUUGAACUUGAUGUUUGUGAUGGUCCAGAUAACGAGCCCAUUAUUUGUAACCGUAAUAGCAUGACAUCACCACUUGCCUUUCGAAAUGUUAUCGAGGUAAUAAACAAGUUAGCCUUCAUUACUACAGAAUAUCCUCUCAUUCUCUGCUUGGGUAACCACUGCUCAAUACAACAACAAAAAGUAAUGGUUCAACACAUGAAGAAGAUUUUUGGAAACAAACUCUGCACAGAAGCACCUUUGCUAUCAGAAGCCUACCUUCCAUCACCCGAGAAACUGAAAAAGAAGAUUAUCGUGAAAGGGAAGAAACUUCCCUCUGACAAGGAUUUAUUAGAAGGAGAAGUCUCUGAUGAAGAUGAAGAGGCUGAAAUAUCUCGAAGGAUGUCUGAAGAUUAUGUGAAUGAAUCAAGGCUCAUCUGGCUGUGUAGAGAAUUGUCUGAUUUGGUAUCUAUAUGCAAAUCUGUCCAGUACAAAGAUUUUACGGUAUCUAUGAAAAGUCAGAAUUAUUGGGAAAUUUGCUCUUUCAGUGAGGCAGAGGCCAGUAGAAUUGCAAAUGAAUAUCCAGAGGACUUUGUCAACUACAACAAGAAAUUUUUGUCUAGGAUAUAUCCAAGUGCCAUGAGGAUAGACUCUAGUAACUUAAAUCCCCAAGAUUUUUGGAAUUGUGGUUGUCAAAUAGUGGCAAUGAACUAUCAGACUCCAGGACCAAUGAUGGAUCUACAUACUGGCUGGUUUUUACAGAAUGGGGGAUGUGGAUAUGUCCUUAGACCUUCUGUUAUGCGUGAUGAAGUAUCUUAUUUUAGUGCAAAUACAAAAGGUAUCCUUCCUGGGGUCUCUCCUCAAGUUUUACAUGUCAAAAUUAUCAGUGGUCAGAAUUUUCCAAAGCCCAAAGGAGCUUGUGCAAAAGGGGAUGUCAUAGACCCAUAUGUUUGCAUAGAAAUUCAUGGAAUUCCUGCAGACUGUGCAGAACAAAGAACUAAAACUGUUCAGCAAAAUAGUGACAAUCCUAUUUUUGAUGAAAGCUUUGAGUUCCAAAUAAACCUACCAGAACUUGCAAUGAUCCGUUUUGUUGUUUUGGACGAUGACUAUAUUGGUGAUGAGUUUAUAGGCCAGUAUACCAUACCACUUGAAUGUUUACAGCCUGGAUAUCGACAUAUACCUUUGCGCUCCUUUGUUGGAGAUAUCUUGGAACAUGUUACACUUUUUGUUCACAUUGCAAUAACUAAUCGAAGUGGAGGAGGAAAAGCACAAAAGCGCAGUCUGUCGGUGAGAAUAGGAAAGAAAGGAAGUGAAUAUACCAUGCUGAGGAACACAAGCCUUAAGAUUAUAGAUGACAUCUUUAAACUAGCUGUGCAUCCAUUACGCGAGGCCACCGAUAUGAGGGAAAACAUGCAGAAUGCAAUCGUGUCCGUUAAAGAGCUCUGUGGACUCCCGCCAAUUGCCAGUCUGAAGCAGUGCAUCUUGACUUUGUCCUCACGGCUCAUAAACAGUGAUAAUACCCCUUCUGCAACUAUCUAUAUGAAAGACGCAUUCCCUUACCUGGAGCCUCUGGGGACCAUGCCUGAUGUGCAGAAAAAGCUUAUGGCUGCAUAUGAUCUGAUGAUACAGGAGAGCAGGUUUCUUAUUGAGACAGCAGACACCAUUCAUGACAAGAUUGUUCAGUGUCAGAAAGCAGGCAUGGAAUUCCAUGAAGAACUUCAUAACCUUGGGUCAAAGGAAGGUCUGAAAGGAAGAAAGCUAAGCAAAGCCAUUGAAAGUUUUGCAUGGAAUAUCACUGUAUUGAAGGGCCAAGGAGACCUGUUGAAGAAUGCCAAGAAUGAAGCCAUAGAGAAUAUGAAGCAGAUCCAGCUGGCCUGCUUGUCAUGUGGACUGAGCAAAACUGGAAGUGGAAACACUGAUGCAAAGUCAAAACGAUGUCUGGAGGCAAUACAGGAGAAGGAUACUGGGGAUGAGAAUGGCAGACUGUGAGAGAAAGCAGAGUUGUCAUAUCUAUCAUAUAUUUCAAUAGCUAUAUUUUUAAAGCAUUUCAAAAUUCACAUGGGAAUGCCUUCUCGCCGGGCGUUGGAAGUAUUAAAACCCUCACAAUGUCAGUAUUUUAAUGCAGUUAAUUUAUCUAAGUUAAAAUCUUUAAUAGUGAAAUUUCUAAUAAAUUCAAGGAAUGGGUGGAGAGUAUGAAAGAGAGAGAGAGAGAGAGAAUGUGUGUAUGGAAUCCAGAAUAGCCCAUUUAAGAGUUGCUUUAUCCAUUUACUAAUUUAUUCUUUUGUCCUCUUUGAACAGACAUGUUAAUUCUGAUCAAAACAAAUAGAAUACUUAUUGUAUCAGAUUUGUGCUCCAUUUGACUUUCCUGCCUUUGUCAUUUAAUUUACAACUUUUAAUAUAUUCUGUUUAAAUUAAACAAAAUAGAUUUCACUAACAAAUACUCAUUUGUUGCAAGGGUGAAAUUAAUGGAUUGCUAUAAAUCCUCAACAUCAUUUUAAUGAUCAAUUAAAAAUAAGUAAAUGAAAUAUUGAACAGAAUUUCUAGAUAGAUCCUUAUUAGAUUUCAGAUGGACAUUUCAUUGGAUUUUAGUUAGUCACUCUACAUAUACAUUCAGAUAGUACAUAGUAAUGUAAGAAAUUGUUAACUUCUUUCAUUCAAGAAAGUCAGUACUACAUUUUUGCUCUACAGAACAAUUAUGAUCUUUGCAGAAAUUCAUUUAAUUUCUGUAAUAAUAAACACCACUUCUACCAUCUUAUGAAGUGAGAAUAGUGAGUAUUCAUCCAGGAUAAAAUAAAAUGACAGUGAUCUUCAGUAAUUCUGAAAUAUUUAUUAAUGUCAAUAUUUGAAUGAAGAUUAUAGACUUCAUAAAUUGUGAGCCUUAUAUGAAAUUUAGAGAAUGGGUCAAUUUCUUCUUGCCUUAUUCAUACCAGUGAUCCCAUUUAGGGCAGUUGCACAAGGUAAGCAGGAUUUGACUGUAGUUUUAAGAAACAUGCUGUGCUAGAGACUUGAAGUCAGACUGCGGAAUUGCUAAAUAUACAGUAUAGAGAAAUGGCUGAAAAAAACAGGGUGCCAGCAUUCUUGUGCAGCCAUUAUAAAUGUCAUUACGCAAGAAAUUCUUAUGGUAGUGUUGAGAAUUAACUGUGUUGUGCUGUCAUUUAAGGUAGGCAGAGGAGAUGGACAACCAGCGAAUCCUCAUCCUGUCAUCCUUAAUAAGAUUCCGCUCAUAUAUUCUCAUGGUGUUCAUUUCGGUCUUUUCAUUACUGUGCUUAAGUGUAGUUAUUUGCGUUAUCUCUAGCAAAAAUUCAGUGUUCUCUGGAUAUAAAAGACUAUAUUUAUUUGAAGGAUUGCUUUUAUUUUGAAAAGCUAUUUUUUAAAUUAAUUUUAUUAACAAAUGUGCUCAUUUUCUGAACUCAGUUAAAUGUUGAAAGGUUGACCAUCUGAAAAUCGUAUAUAGUUACUGUGUUAAGUUAUUUUUGACUUCUUAAUAACACUAUUAUGUUCUUGUUGCACAUUACUGAGAGAGUAAAGCUAUGAAACAACUUUAGCCCAUGUUUUAAGUGAUUUUACGUAGAAGGCAAAUACUAAAAACUGUGAGAAUUUGGGUGAGUUGUACAUAAUAAUGUUCUCUUCUGUUUUGAAUCCCAUUAUUUAAAGGGUUAUAACUAAGUAUGCCUGAAACUUGAUUAUACAUAGUAAGAACAGGUAUCCUUCCCCGCCCCACCCCAACUCUGUUAACUAGUCAUUUAGGUCUUUGAUUUCUGUAUAUGUGUAUUAUAGUUUCCCUGUGUGACUGAAUGAGGGAGGGUACCUAGUGACAGAUAACGUGGGACAAGCUGAAGUACUCAAUGCUUUUUUUCCCUCCAUCUUCACAGACAAAGUCAG
Molecule: messenger RNA, 5543 nt
Organism: Pelodiscus sinensis (Chinese soft-shelled turtle)
Lineage: Eukaryota; Metazoa; Chordata; Testudines; Trionychidae
Gene: PLCL1
Product: phospholipase C like 1 (inactive)
Biological process (GO): release of sequestered calcium ion into cytosol; phosphatidylinositol-mediated signaling; gamma-aminobutyric acid signaling pathway
Molecular function (GO): phosphatidylinositol-4,5-bisphosphate phospholipase C activity
Source: RefSeq, a predicted model, not a curated record